Messenger RNA from Bathycoccus prasinos, 783 nucleotides. RefSeq lists its product with no specific name. Gene Ontology annotation, cellular component: preribosome, large subunit precursor; nucleolus. Gene Ontology annotation, biological process: maturation of LSU-rRNA; maturation of 5.8S rRNA. Lineage: Eukaryota; Viridiplantae; Chlorophyta; Mamiellophyceae; Mamiellales; Bathycoccaceae. The transcript has a single exon. The record is from RefSeq and is a predicted model, not a curated record. The coding region runs from base 1 to 783 and encodes 260 amino acids.
AUGCCGCAAAACGAGCACAUCGAGCUUUUCCAGAAGCGAUACGGUAAACGCCUCGAUCAUGAGGAGAAAGCGAGGAAGAAAGAAGCGAGAGAGCCGCACAAGCGAAGCGCCAUGGCGAAGAAACUUAUCGGCUUGAAGGCAAAAUUAUACAGCAAAGAACGCUUCAAGGAGAAGAUCACGAUGAAGAAAACAAUCAACCAACACGGAGAGAAAGGGAGAAAGAGAAAAGUGGAAGACGAAGUCGCGCCAGGAGCUAUUCCCGCGUACUUGAUGGACAGAGAAACAACUUCGAGAGCUAAAGUACUCUCCAACACGAUUAAACAAAAACGGAAAGAGAAGGCGGGGAAGUGGGAAGUUCCUUUACCGAAAGUUCGACCAAUUGCGGAGGACGAAAUGUUCCGAGUCAUGCGUUCUGGUAAAAGACAGAAGAAGACUUGGAAAAGAAUGAUUACGAAAGCGACGUUUGUUGGACCAGGUUUCACGCGUAAACCACCAAAAUACGAGCGCUUUAUUCGCCCGUCUGGCUUGCGAUUCACGAAAGCGCACGUCACACAUCCAGAGUUGAAAGCGACGUUUCAGUUGCAAAUCCUAGGCGUGAAGAAGAAUCCAAACGGGCCAAUGUACUCAUCCUUAGGCGUGAUGACAAAAGGUACAGUCAUUGAGGUUUCAGUAGAGGAGUUGGGAUUAGUUACGCCGGGAGGUAAAGUAGUGUGGGGGAAGUACGCGCAAGUUACGAAUAAUCCAGAAAACGAUGGCUGCGUGAACGCGGUGCUCCUCGUUUAA